Messenger RNA from Tachysurus fulvidraco (yellow catfish), 2528 nucleotides. RefSeq names its product bolA family member 3 (gene bola3). The record is from RefSeq and is a predicted model, not a curated record. The coding region runs from base 122 to 472 and encodes 116 amino acids. Lineage: Eukaryota; Metazoa; Chordata; Actinopteri; Siluriformes; Bagridae. The transcript is spliced from 4 exons.
GGCGGACUGCCUGUACCAUAACCAGUUGCGUCAUAUUUGUGCGACAACAGCCGUCCGGGCAUGACUUUCUUGAAGUUCUUAUGCACUCUGUGAAGAAUGUUGUUUUGUUUUGUUUAAUUUAAUGAUAACAUUCGCUAUAACGGUCGGGUCCGGGAUGUCUCUUCACAGACUACUAAGAUGCAACACACUUAUGGCGUUACAAUGUAGACAGACACUGAGAUCUUUUUCCACCAACACUGAAGGAGAGCUCCACAUUACCAAAAUACUGAAGGAGAAGUUUCCCCAAGCCUCAUCUCUCAAAGUUGUGGAUAUAUCAGGCGGCUGUGGAGCGAUGUAUGAAAUCCACAUCGAGUCAGAUGACUUCAGAGGAAAAAGAAUAGUGCAGCAGCACCAGUUAGUGAAUCAGGCACUCAAAGAAGAGAUUAAAGGCAUGCAUGGACUGCGGAUCUUCACAGAUGUUCCCAAAAAGUAGCAGCUGCACUAAAGUUUUUCACUACAUCAAGAUUCAUGCUGGAACCCAUUAGAACUGAUGAUCACAUAUGAAUGUAUCAUUUAAUUCUUCAGAUAAACUAUUAAAUGAUAUUAAAAACAACAAAAAAUAAGUCAGAAACUUCUAAGAACUCUUUUAAAUAAAAGGUUUAAUGGGCCUCAUUUAUCAAUCAUGUACUAUAUGGAUAUACAUGUAUACAUCAUACACUAUUGUGUAUACAUUGUAAUCCAGACCAAACUAAAAAUUCAUGCCGGAUUUACAAAAGAUUCAUUAAUGCUAAUUUCCUCCAUACUCACGUGUGUCAAAACCUGUUUAAAUGUAGAAAAGCUAACAAAACCUUUAAAAGCAAAACUCACAGAGCUGAAAAUGACCAAAAAUUAUGACUGAAUCAGAAUCUGUUUUUUUGGCCAAGUGUGUUGACACACACAAGGAAUUUGGUUCCAGCUGUUACUGACUCUCAAAAGUACAGACAUAAAUAACAAUAUACUAUACAAGACAAAACAGACUAUACAAGACCAUACAGACAAUGUGAUACAAUAUAGACAGUAUGAGUAUUAAAUAUGAAUGUAGAAUAUAUGACUGAUCAGUUAUGUACAUAAAGUGUGAGAAGUGCAAAUAACAGUAUUAUGUAAUAUUAUGCUUUUGUACAAUAUACAGCAGCAGUAGUGUGUGAAACGUAUAAGGAUGAUGUGAUGACUGACAGAUCUGAUAAUGCAGUACUCAUAGAUAGUUUUAGUAAGCAAAGUUCUGUAGCGCCUGAGAGAAGGGAGGAGCUGAAAGAGGUUGUGUCCAGGAUGUGAAGGGUCAGUGGUGAUUCUUCCUACCCGGUUUCUGGUUCUUAUGUUGUACAAGUCCUGGGUGGUGGGCAGAGGGGCACCAAUUAUUUUUUCUGCUGUUUUUGUUGCUGCACCAAACCAGAUGGUGAUGGAUGUGCACAGGACAGAUUCAAUGACUGCAGUGUAGAACAGCAUCAACAGCUCGUGUGGCAGACCGUACGUUCUUAAAUGGCAUAGAAUGUACAGCCUAAAUAGUGAAAGAGGCCCUCCUAAGUGUGGUGUUCAUUAAAUCUCUAUGUAUAUAUAGUCUUAUUUACAUUUACAGCCUUUGGCAGACACCCUUAACCAGAGAUGCCCUUUUUUAUACUGCUGAGCAAUUGAGGGUUAAGGGCCUUGCUCAGGGGCCCAACAGUGGCAGCUUGGUGGACCUGAGAUCGAACACACAACCUUCCAAUUGGUAGCCCAACACCUUAACCACUAGGCUACCACAUGCCCACCAUAUUUAUCUCCAUUUAAAGAUUUGUUAAGGACUGUUUUCCUUCAUUAAACAGAAAUGAUUGCAUUUAAAAUUUAAAUGAGCGAUUUAGACUUUUGAUUAGAUUUGAAGCCCUUCAAUUGAGGCAAGCGAGUCCCUUAUAUAUUUACAUGAACUCAGGAAUUCGAACAAUAUGCUGCCACGAUCAAGUGGAUUUUCAUGAACUAAAUAUCUUGUGUAAAUGUUCUGGUGGAUAAUUUACGAAUAAAGGCUAUAGGGUUAGGUUGAUAAGUGAGGCCCAUUGUUGUUGGAAUUCUAUAGUACGCACAAAACAUGACUUAAACGCUGGAAUGCGCACAAAAAUGACACUGUUGUAGCCUGAGAAAAUGACCUGGAAAGCAACUCAGAAUAUCAUUUACUAUGAGUGUCAUUCACAACACCAGUGAUACUUCACUAACCAUAAAUAAUUGUUUUAAAGCCUUCUGUGUUUGUUAUUAUUUAUGACACUACUGUGUUUUUCUCUGUGCUCUGUUGAUUCUGAUUAUUUGGAAUUUAAAGCCGUUAAAUCUCAUUUCUUUUAUGUUAUAAUUUCUCUUCAUUCUAAUAUAUGAUUAAAUUUAUGCAUUGUGGUCAAAUAUAAUGUGUGUGCACAUCAUCUUUAGUUUAAGCAUGAAGUUUCUUUAAAAUGUUGUGAAUGACGUGUUUGUCCACUAGAUGGCAGGUUUUCCUUGAAGUCCCUUGCACUGAUGACAAAUGCUAAAGAAUAAAUUUUAUUUGGUAAAAUCAA